Bursaphelenchus okinawaensis is the source of this 1856-nucleotide messenger RNA. Lineage: Eukaryota; Metazoa; Nematoda; Chromadorea; Rhabditida; Aphelenchoididae. The record is from the annotation of a GenBank genome assembly.
AUGGUAAAUCUAGCUGAAUAUGUAGAACCGACGGACGUGACAUUUGAAUGGAUUGUGGAGCAGUUGGAUGGGAAAGACAAGAAGUGGGACCAGUUGAGGAGGCACAAGAAGAAAAUUAGUAAGGUUAGUUUAUGGCUGGUCAUAAGGUUGUGUGAUGGUAGUUUUGCAUGUCUUUUUGGCCAAUUGUUAAUCUUUUGUGGCCGUUAGGUAUCUCAGUUUUCUUAGAGAUAAAAGUUAUAGUAGUUAAAGUUUAGUUUUCUAUCCUUUAUUGUGUCAAUACAAUUUUAGUUGUUUUAGAUACAAUACGAGAUAAUAUCAGGCGGAUACUUAUCUAACGUGGCAAAGGUUGAAAUAUAUUUUGGUGGAUUUAACUCACAUUUUACAUUUUAUUUGAAGGUAAGACUCUAUAUUACCUUUUCAAAGCUAAAAUUUUUUAAUUUUUGACGUUUCUACCAUGCUUUGGUGUAUAAUAUACUUUUUUUAAUCUUACAUAUUUUACUAAAAAAUUUUUAAAACUUAAAAGUUAUUUUACUGAGUUUAAACUCUUUCUUCAGGCUCCAUGCAUGAACAAGUUUAAAGUAUUGGGAGAAAACAAGUCUUUGUAUGGAUUCAUCGACCAAAUGGCCGAUGGUCUCAUCUAUUACCACAACCAUGAAGUCCUAUUCUACACGUUAAUAGCUCCACAAUACCCGCAUCUACACUUUCCUCAAAUGUUUGGUUAUGAAGAUAGUGAUAUGUCAACACGACGGCAUGGUAGAAUUUUACUGGAGAGUUUAAAUGACCGUGCAGUAAUGCCAGAUGUUGUGAAUGGCCUUUCGAUCGACCAAUGUUGUCAUGUUGUUGAAGAGAUUGCCAAGUUUCAUGCCUACUCCAGAUGUAUGAACAAUUCUGAAGAGGUGAUGCGACAGUUAAGGGGGAAUCACAGGCUACAGCUGCACGAUGAUGAGUUGUACAUUUGGAAGAGAUUAGUGAAUUUAGGGGAAGCCUACUUUAUUAAGCAUGAACGGGCGUACAAGAACUUGUUGGAUUCGGCGUACGCUCAGCCAUAUGAACCUCAUACUAACUUUGGUGAGUAGUUAUAGUACUGUCUGUCUAGUGGCGCAUUUAAAACUGAAAGUAAAUACUUUUACGUUGCUGUAACUUUGUUAACUGUUAACAUCUCAACAAUAUUAUUUAAGAAAGCAUAAAAGCCAUACACUUUCAAUAAUUUAGGCAUAAGACCAGUGAUUUCGCACGGUGACCUCUGGGCCAACAACAUAUUGUUUGAAAAGGAUGAACAUGGCCAUAUCUCCAAUAAAGUGUACGCUUUCAUUGACUGGCAAGCUGUCCAUAUAGGUAUGUAAAACUACAUUUUAUUAGGUUAUAAAAGGUACUGGAAUAAACGAUUUGGUGCGAUUCAUAUUGAUCAGCACCUCGGCCAAUGUGCAACGAAUGUGCACGGAUCGGUUUUUGCGGUUAUAUUACGAACGAUUGUACAUUGAAUACAGAAGACAGGGGUCGGCACCAGAUUUUACGUUGGACACGGUGAGUUUUUUUUUAAAUUUGAAUUAUGAAAAAAAUAAAAUUUUUUGGGAGUAGGUCCCAGUAGUUACCUUUAUUUGUCAAGCCUUCUUUUAUUACAAAAAUAUAGUUUUUUUUAAUUAGACGAUUUGAAAAUAUAAAAAAUUUAGUUACGAGAAAUGUACAUGUUCCACUACCCGCACGAGUGCAUAUUCGCCGCCAAUUUCCUCACAAUGGAAGCCCUAAAGCAAUCGGACCCAUUCCGGAAGCAGAAACUGAUCGAACGCUUGAUCGCCAACUUUGAGCCGAUUCGGCCCAAACUGGAAAGCAUGGUUAGCCUUGAACGUGCGGUUUAA